AUGACGAGUGAGUUUAUAGAGUCUACUCCAGAUGUAGAUACUGCCUUGGAUCCAAUUAUCAAGGAGACCAAACCACCAUUAGAUUCCAGGAUUGGCAAAGACGCUCCAUUCGUGUUUGGUCAAAGAUUCCUCCAAAAUGAAAACGACGUAUUCAAUCACAAUGCCUGGGAUAAUGUCGAGUGGGGGGAAGAGCAGAUCAACCAGGCAAAGGAGAUGAUAGCUAAACAGUAUGAGGAACCUGUACGUGACUAUGAGAAAUCGCUUUUCAAUGCCAACCCAGCCAAGUAUUGGGACAUUUUCUACAAGCAGAACAAGGAGAAUUUCUUUAAAGAUCGGAAUUGGUUAAAGAUUGAAUUCCCUUUGCUCUUUGAAGUCACUACAAAGGAGUACCAAGAACCAACCACGAUAUUGGAGAUUGGAUGUGGUGCUGGCAACACCUUUUUCCCCAUCUUGAGCCAAAAUGAAAACGAGAAUUUGAAAAUCUUUGCUUGCGACUACUCGAAAGUUGCAGUUGACCUUGUCAAGAGCAACGAAAUUUUUGAGCUACAGCAUGACAAAGGUGUGGCUUAUAGCUCGGUUUGGGAUUUGGCAAAUGAACAAGGGGAACUCCCCGAGGAUUUGGAACCCAAUUCAGUGGAUUUCGUGAUUAUGAUCUUUGUCUUUUCCGCAUUGCACCCUAAUCAAUGGAAUCAGGCCGUGAGUAACUUGUCCAAGGUCCUCAAACCAGGCGGACAGAUCCUUUUCAGAGAUUAUGGAAGAUACGAUCUUGCACAAGUGCGGUUCAAAAAGGGAAGAUUGUUGCAAGACAAUUUCUACAUUAGGGGAGAUGGCACCAGAGUUUACUUUUUCACUGAAGAAGAGUUGGAAACGAUUUUUUGCAAGGAUGGGGGACCGUUCAACAAGAUUAAGAUAGCCACAGAUAGAAGAUUGCUUGUCAACAGGAAGAAGCAGUUGAAAAUGUACAGAAACUGGCUACAAGGUGUCUUUAAAGCAUGA
Molecule: messenger RNA, 996 nt
Organism: Lodderomyces beijingensis
Lineage: Eukaryota; Fungi; Ascomycota; Pichiomycetes; Serinales; Debaryomycetaceae
Source: the annotation of a GenBank genome assembly